Thlaspi arvense is the source of this 594-nucleotide messenger RNA. The record is from the annotation of a GenBank genome assembly. NCBI's taxonomy places the organism in Eukaryota, Viridiplantae, Streptophyta, Magnoliopsida, Brassicales, Brassicaceae.
AUGGAAGUUGUCCACAAAACCAGAGGCAGUAUCGGAGAAACCAUGGAAAGAAGAGAAGGAGGAAUCCAGCGAAAACGAGUUGCUGUACUCUUCGAUCUAGAUGCAUCUCCCUCCCAUCCCUACCAAGCAGCUCACAUCGUCGGAGAAGAUGGAUGCUUGACAUCUUUUAACAUCGGAGAUGCCCCCAAUCCCAGCGCAGUUGGCGAGUGUACAUACUAUACCAGGGGAUAUUGUCUCCCACUUGUGUGCUCUUCAUAUGUUCCAAGCUUAGUACAACUGCAAAUCAACAAGCCGGGCAAAUAUGUUCCAAGCUUAGUGCAACUGCAGAUCAACCAACCGGGCAAAUGGAAAGAACGUGUCCUAGACACAGGUGGUGCGUUGAUCAGUGUGAUAGCUAACGCACGCAAAGGCAGAAGCAGCACCCGUGUCGUUGCAAAGCAAAGCAAUAAUACCACAUCCCACCUGCAUUUUAACUGGCCAUUUUGCUCCCAAAAGUUUUCUUCUUCUGUUUUGAGUAUUUUAGCGACUCAUUUUUCCAGAGAAGCCCCAACUUGUGAAGAGACAAGUUGUUCAGAUUCUCCAGUGGAGAAUUAG